GGUUGGGGGUGAAAUAGAUAGAGAGUGAUGGUUGGUCUUCUUGUCUUUGACUCUAUCAAGUCUCUUUCGUUGCAUUUUUCUUCACUCACAAGGUAAUCAUCAUAUGUGUAUGAGAAAUGGAACAUAUUUUGCUUCCACUUCACAUAAUCUUUAUUUUUUUUUCCUUAUUUUUAUGAACUCAUUCUCUUUCUCAUUAUGCCAUGUUCUAUAUAUCUUACUUCAUAUUUUUCACCAUCAAAGCCUAGCUAGUUGGAACAACAAGAAACUUAUCACUUUCUCUUUUCAUCUUCCUAGGGUUUACAUUCUUGUGUUGUCGAUGAGGAAGCCGGAACAUAAUAGUAGUAAUCCAUCCCCAUCGACAAUGAUGAAGGAGAAGGAGAAGGAGAAAGGGAAUAAGGCAAAGUUAAGAAAAGGGUUAUGGUCACCAGAGGAAGAUGAGAAGUUGAUGAAUUACAUGUUAACAAAUGGGCAAGGAUGUUGGAGUGACAUUGCUAGAAAUGCUGGCUUGCAAAGGUGUGGCAAGAGUUGUCGUCUUCGAUGGAUUAAUUACUUGAGGCCAGACCUUAAACGAGGUGCUUUUUCUCCACAAGAGGAAGAACUCAUUGUUCAUUUGCAUUCUAUUCUUGGAAAUAGGUGGUCACAAAUUGCGGCUCGUCUCCCGGGAAGAACAGAUAACGAAAUCAAGAAUUUUUGGAAUUCCACAAUAAAAAAGAGGCUGAAAAACAACAACAACAACAACAAUCACAGUAACAACAGCACGCCAUCACCUAACGCCAGUGAUUCUUCCUCAGAUCCUAGGGCUCUCGUGGGAGGAAUAUUCCCUAUGCAAGGGCACGAUGUAAAUGUCAUGGCAGCCUUCUGCAUGGAUAAUUCAUCGUCUACUACCUCAGGGUCAUCCAUGCAAGCCAUGGUUCCUAGCAACCAUUUUAACCCUUUCCCUCAGCUUGACAAUACAAGCUACGAUAUCUCAGGAUUAGUCGGGCCAGUAAAUUUAGGUCAAUUUGGUUGUAACGGUUGUGAUGGUGGAUUUUUGGAUUAUGGAGUUGAGGAGACUUAUAGUAUGAUGGGGUUAGAAAGUGAUGAAUUUUCAGUACCCCCACUAGGGGGUGUUCAUAAGAGUACUAUGGGGGAGAAUAAUAACAAUAAUAGUCAUGUCAAUUUUAGUAGUAACAUUGUGAUUGGAGCCAAUGACUAUAUGGUUGAGAAGAAAAUUACAAAUGGUAACAACAACAACAACAACCAGCACUUGGUGAAUAUGAGUGGGAGUAGUGAUCAAAGCCUAAAGGUUGAGGACUAUAUGGUUGGUUUUGGGAAUCAUAAUCAUUGGCAUGGGGAAAGCUUAAGAAUUGGAGAAUUUGAUUGGGAAGGUUUGUUGGCAAAUGUUUCCUCUUUACCUUACCUUGAUUUUCAAGUUGAAUAACUACUCUCUCCAACCCUUCACCCUACACAACACACUCAGUAAUGACACAAAUACCCCCCUCUUUCUUUCUUUCUUGAUUGAUAAUAGUUACGUUCAGAAAGCCAGUGACGCAAGAUUUGAAAUUCAGUGAAUAAUAAGUAUGUCAGGCUUUUCUCUUUUUCAUAUCUUCUUCUUCUUCCAUCUAUUCAUUAUACAUAAGUUGUUCCCCUUAUCAAUUCCACAACCUCAUCUUAGAGAAAAUUUUGAGAUACACUUCUUUUCUUGAUUUUCGAUUAUCAAAAACUUCCACUAGAUUUUCUUUUUGUUUGCCAUUUCUUUCUUUCUUUCUUUUUCCUUUUUUGUAUAAUUGUUCUUCCUUCACGUUGAUCUUUUUUUAGUUUCCUUCGUCAAAAUUCAUAGAGGAUUAGAAAUAAGUCUUCAAAUUAAGUUGGACACACAUUUCAGUCGUUGUUGAGGAUUAUGGGGAUUCUAGGGGAGAAUAAUAUCUUUUCUCAAGAAGCAAAGUGUGAAUAGAGAAUGAGCAAAGUACAGAUAUAGAAGAUUAUGAAGAGAAAGUAAAUAAAAAGGUCAAAUUGUUGAUUUGUAAGCAGUAUUUGUGUACAGAUAUGGAUGGAUCAAUCAAUAAUCUUUUGAAUUGAAGAGAAUUUUAGUUAGCUACACGUUUCUCAUAAAACAGAUGGAGGAAAUUGUUGUACGUUCUUUGUCACAAAGGAAUAAGAAGCAGUGUUAGUUUUUCCA
Messenger RNA from Capsicum annuum, 2158 nucleotides. Its product is annotated as transcription factor MYB83. The transcript has 2 exons. The record is from RefSeq and is a predicted model, not a curated record. The coding region runs from base 104 to 1420 and encodes 438 amino acids. NCBI's taxonomy places the organism in Eukaryota, Viridiplantae, Streptophyta, Magnoliopsida, Solanales, Solanaceae.